This is a messenger RNA of Talaromyces stipitatus ATCC 10500, 1724 nucleotides long. RefSeq names its product serine/threonine protein kinase, putative. The record is from RefSeq and is a predicted model, not a curated record. Gene Ontology annotation, cellular component: site of double-strand break; cytoplasm; nucleus. NCBI's taxonomy places the organism in Eukaryota, Fungi, Ascomycota, Eurotiomycetes, Eurotiales, Trichocomaceae. The coding region runs from base 90 to 1706 and encodes 538 amino acids. Gene Ontology annotation, biological process: protein phosphorylation; mitotic G2 DNA damage checkpoint signaling. Gene Ontology annotation, molecular function: protein kinase activity; ATP binding. The transcript has 2 exons.
GACGCCAUCUUGACUAUUGUCAGAACAUCCUUUAUUUCAACCUGAAGUUGGAUAAUAAGAUCUCUCGUGGUUAUAUUCGCGUGUAUGCCAUGCAGCACUCCCAGCUUGCCCCGCUGCCCACAGAGCUACCGUUUCGCAUUGUAUCAAAAACAAUCGGCCAAGGCGCCUAUGCCUGUAUAAAAAAAGCAUGUCCUCUACAAGAAAACAACCCCGUCUUCGCUGUGAAAUUCAUCCACAAGGAAUAUGCCGCGCGCCAUGGAAAGAUCAACGCGCGACAACUGCAGAUGGAGGUGACAGUUCACAAACAUAUCGGUGAUCACAGAAACAUAAUAUCCUUCUUCCAUACCGGUGAAGAUGCAACAUGGCGAUGGAUUGCAAUGGAGCUGGCAGAAGGAGGUGAUCUAUUCGACAAAAUCGAGGCUGAUGUGGGGAUUGGGGAAGAUAUUGCGCAUCUUUACUUCACACAGCUCAUCAGCGCUGUCAGUUAUAUGCACUCUAAGGGAGUUGGGCAUCGCGAUAUUAAGCCGGAGAAUGUGUUGUUGUCUGGCGACGGAAACCUGAAAAUCGCUGAUUUUGGUCUCGCUACUGUCUUUGAAUAUAAUGGGAAGAUGAAACUGUGCACUACGCUGUGCGGAAGCCCUCCGUACAUCGCACCAGAAGUGAUAUCGUGUAGUACACGAGGCCAAACCAAGGGUACCGGGUACCGAGCCGAUUUUGCAGACAUUUGGUCUUGCGGGGUUGUUCUAUUCGUGUUACUCGCUGGAAACACGCCGUGGGACAGUCCCACUGAAGAGAGCUUCGAGUUUAGCGAGUAUCUUGAGAAAAACGCGAGGACAACGGACGAGCUCUGGCAGCGCUUGCCGACGGCAGUUUUAUCACUGCUUAGAGGAAUGAUGAAGGUUGAUGUGGCAAGUAGAUUCACAAUGGAAGAUGUUAGGAGACAUCCCUGGUUCACGCGACCAAAUAAGUAUAUCUCCUCAGAGGGCAAACUAAGAGAUCAAGUCAAUCUUGCAACAAGCAUGUUUGAAUCUCUGCAUAUUGAUUUUUCGCAAGAUCCUCUUGCGCCUCCACCAUCACAAUCGCAGCGAAGUCGUCAGAGCGGGCCUUCAUCUUCUGCUAUGGAUAUUGACACACAUGAUGAUCUGCAAUCAAGACUGUCAUCUACCCAACCGGAAAUGCCCAUGGGCAAUGUUACCGUGGACUGGGACACACCUCUCGUCAAUGCUUUCUCUUUCACGCAACCAACGGACCACGCCAUGUCUACUACUCAAGAUUACCAACUCGCCGGCCGCUUGGAAGACGAACCCGCAAUGUCUCAAUUCAGUCAGAAUCCUGCUGUGCCACUGAUUCGUACACAAAAUGCACAGAAAUUCGACGAUAUUAUUCCAUCGCGAACCGUGAACCGGUUCUACUCUACAUGGGGAUUGAAAUUACUCGUCCCAUUCUUGAGCGAAGCUCUGCAUAGACUGGGUGUUCCUGUCCCUAGUCAGAUUGCCGGCAUUGACACAGGAGGUCCAGUCGUCAUACGUGUUGCGACAAAAGAUCAACGACUAUGUUUAUUGCAAGGUAACAUAAUUGUGGAAUGUGUUUCGGAGGGUCUUUUUGAAGUCGAAUUCACAAAGGUGAAGGGGGACCCGUUAGAAUGGAGACGAUUCUUCAAGAAAGUGGCUGUUUUGUGUAAAGAUGCAAUAUAUAGACCCGAUUAAGGCUGAUGGCGUUGUUGU